Molecule: messenger RNA, 10310 nt
Organism: Homo sapiens (human)
Lineage: Eukaryota; Metazoa; Chordata; Mammalia; Primates; Hominidae
Gene: MDGA2
Product: MAM domain containing glycosylphosphatidylinositol anchor 2
Exons: 17
Coding region: 5060-8002 (980 amino acids)
Cellular component (GO): membrane; plasma membrane
Source: RefSeq, a predicted model, not a curated record
GAGAGACAGAGCACAAUACAAUUAUUUUCUUCAAUUCUAAGUAUUCCUCCAGCUACUGCAGCUAAACUUUUCUCUUUAUAGACAGGCUUUUUAUGAAAAAGUUUAUACUCCUGACUUUAUUUUCUCAUCUCUGAAUUCAGUCGGCCUUCUCCACCUAAAACUUCACUCUUGUCUUCUUCCUGGGACCUUUCUCAAUUCUGAUUUUGCUUGACCUUUUCCUAGCACUUGAUGUUAUUGAACAUUUCCUUAUAUUUUGGCUUUUAUAACAUUGCACUUUUCCCAUUAUAUACCAAUAUGUCAGGUCAUUUCAUGUCAGUCAUUUUUGUGGAAUUUGUCCAUUUUUACAUAUUGGACAUCGUAAUGAUGUCCUUCACACUUUCUUCUGCUGCUUCCUACACUUACAUUGGAUUAUCAAAAUUCCCAUGACUAAUUUCCACUGUAUGCUGAUGAUUCCCAAAUCUUUAUCUCCAUUCCAUAUCUCUAUCCUGUGUUUCAUGUUGCAGUGCUCCAAACAUUUCAAACUUAACAUGUUGAAAUCUGAACAAACAAUUUUCCAAAACCCAUAUUUCCUCUUGUCUUCUCUAGCACAGUGAAUGACAAUAGCAACCACCUGGAAGUUCGAGACAGAUACCUUAGAGUCAUCUUGUCUAUUAGACUAGUUACCAAUUCUUUCCAUUCCUUUAUGCCCGUUAUUACUCACUGGCAAAUAAAAUGCCACGUUUUUAAAAUUCUACCAUCAAAACAUGUUACAUUUAUCACCUUUAUCCAUUCUCAUUGCCAUGUUUUCUGCCUUUUUCUAAAGUACAUACCACUCUCAAAUACGGGCAUUAUUGCCUCAGUCUCCUCAAGGUACCCAUUCUUAAUCCAUUCUUAACACGUUCUUCCCUAUUGAAACCGUUACGUGUGAUUGCUUUUAGAAUGACUUUUAAAAAUAAAAUCUGGCCAUGUCGCUUGCCUGCUUAAAAUUCAUUGUUCAUAAAUCAAAGUUCAGGCUUUUUAAUGUGGCUGCAGACCUCUGUUUAGUUGGUCCCCUACUUACGUCUGAUCAUUUCUCAAUCCUUGUUUUAUAUACUUUAGAAGCAGCCAUGCAAGAGUUUCACUUCCUUAAACACAGUGGUUGUGUUUGUGGUGCACUCCCCCGUCCCAGUUGUCCUUCCAUUAGUCUCAUCUUUCCAUUUUCAGAUAGGUACCAAGUUUUUUUCAGCCUUUCUUAAAAAGACACACUGAACCGUUCCCACUCUGUAUACUUCACCAUCUAAAAUCUUACUGCUUUGUAAUUGCCUGCUUUUCUAUCUUUAUCUGCCAUGAAUUAUAUUGUUCAUGGAUUAUAUGCUUUGCAAGGGCAGAAAUCUUAUCAAUUUUAUCUAUUAUUGUAUUCCCAGUACUUGGAAUGCUGGCAGGCACAAUAAAUGGUAAAUAAAUGUUUCUUGAGUGAAUUAACAAAAAUAGGAUGUGUGCCAUAAGAAAACUAUAAUUAAGAAUAUUUACUCCAGUUGGAGGGAAUAUUAAUAUCUAAUAUGUAAAGUAUUCUCAUAAACAUGUUAUGCAAUACUAAGAACAACUCUCUGAGUAGGAAGGACUAUUGUUUUAUGCAUGAAAGAACCAAAACAGAAAGUUUGGGAUUUGUCCAAGGUCAGAAAGAAAGGGAUUUUUAAAAAUGCAAUUAGGAUAACCUCUAACCUCUGCUUCAGUUUUGCUUUUUCUGUCCCACACUGGCUAAAAUUUUAAAGUGCUGAAGUAUAAAAUUUGCAUAUUUUUUAAUCAGACACAAGAUUAUAUGAUGCCUAGCAGAUUACAACUAACAAUAAAACAAGAAUAAUAGUUACCGCUUAUUGGAUGUUUGCUAUGUUACUUACUAGCUGUCCGUUAACUGUUGUUAGCUUGACUAUUUGUUUUGUUUUUAAAUUUUUAAUUUUUAGUUUUCAAAUUGACAUAAUCAUUGUACAUAUUUUUGGGGCACAUAGUGGUUUCAAUACAUAUAAUAGUGAUCAGAUCAGGAUAAUUAGCAUAUCCGUCACCUUAUACAUUCAUUAUUUCUUUGUGUUGGGAACAUUCAAUAUCAUCCUUCUAGCUAUUAGAAAAUAUAUAAUAUAUUAUUGUUAACUAUAGUCAUUUUACGGUGGAACAGAUCACUAGAAUGCAUUCCUCCUAUCUAGUUAUAAUUUUGCAUCCUUGAAGAAAUCUCUCUGCAUUCCUCCCUUCCCUCUUCCCUUCCCAACCUUUAGUGUCCUCUGUUCUACUUUUUACUUCUAUGAGAUCAACUUUUUUAGCUAAAAAACUUGACUAUUUGAAAAGAGCUACUUUUGACUCCACUCACUUAGAUACUAUCCCCAAAUGUAUUUGUGUUUAUAAUGAAAACAGUAAACACAUGCUACACUUCUGUGAAUAUGAAAUGUCUAGUAUUUCAGUUAGCUAAUUUAUGACUAUUCUUUAAGCUUCAUUGUAAUUCAUCUUCAGUCUUACAGUGGAGAAAUCCUCAUGCUGUGGAAAUUGUCAGAUUUCUGUGGUUUUAUUGUUUAACCAAGUAGCUUUUUUUGAGAGUUGGAAGUAGGGGUGGGGGUAUGGAUAUAAAUUUUCAAAUUGUACAGGCACUAGAUAGUUGAGAGUUGUCACCCAGAAAUUGCUAAAAGUAGGAAUUUAAAAACAUCUUUGAGUUCAUUUUUUUCUUCAUCUUUUAUUCUCUUGAUACUUCACUUGCAAAUGGAUAUGAAAACUUGUUUGGGGAGAUAUUUAUUUGCAUAAAGAAUAUUGGUGCAGUCCUUUAACUUUCAUUAUUUUAUAAAACCAGAUUGUAAUUCUUACCUUCCUAUUUAUAGCAUGUGUGGGAAGUAUAUUUUAUUAUAAAGGGGACAGGCUGAAGACCAUCUUUGUUUCCGGUUGGGGCAUUUCCAGAUUGGAUAAAAUCGAAGGAGAGCCAUCUGUUGAACAUUUAGUAUUCAGAACUGUAGAACUACUCCUGGCAUCUGAGUUUGCCAAGUCCUAGCUAAAAAUAUAUAUUAAAUGGGGUUUGCUUCCUUUUUUUAUUGGUUUUGAACUCUUCUGGCAGAGGUUGUAUAUUCCCUAAGGAGAGAAAUGUGAGAAAAAAAAUGUAGACAUUUAUUUUUCAUUUUCAUUCACAAAACAUUUGGUUGAAAUAUUAACAUCAAAUAUGCCCAGACAUUUCUACUUUCAUUUCUAUGUCUCUCCUGUAAGUUUUUUUAGAAGUUGUUAUUAAAUAAUGAUUACCAAUUCAUUGAUUUUGUGUAUGUCAUAAACACACACACACACACUCUCAUACACACACAGAGACACCCCUGUCUGUAGUCACAUAUUAAGUUGCAAUUUUAUGAUAAUGUAAUAAAAUUGUUAAAUUAUACUAUUUCGCCAGCUCUUGGGAAAGUAUUUUUUUUUGCAUGUAACUCAUCAUCAUUUACAUGCGAAAAAAGAAACAAACAAAAUAUUUUUAUAUAGGUUAAUAAAUAUUAAUAUUCUAUCCACAGAUAUUAAUUAAUGAAUGUCUUCUCUCAUGGAGCCAAGGGACCAGUAUACCAAAAUCAAAACAAACAAACAAACAAAAACAAAGAAAAUAACAACAGAGAUUUGUUAUAUUUCUGUUUAUUUAGAACCUACCCAAAUACCAAACUCUAUUUACAGCUUAUUGUUAUUAGCCAUCAUACAUCUUGUAAAAAAUUUGAGAAGCUCACAUUCUUUAAUAAUAAUCAUUCUGGGACAGCAAACUAGUGUUUAAGGGAAGAAUCAACUAUUUUAAUAAUUGGCUCUGGUUUGCCUGGCAAAAUAUUACAUCAAAACUGUUUGUUUGUGAAUUAUGGAAGGGAGGUUUUAAUACAAAGGAAUGUCAGUAGGCCCCACCCUGGCCAGUCUUUAACAACAGGAUGAGAGGCAAAACAUUUGUCCUGACAAUACAGCAUUGUGAAAAAUAUUUGACUUAUGCACAUGCCAAAACUAAAGAUUCUUUCCUCUUUAGGAAAUAAAUAAAUAAAUCUCUUCACCCUCAAAAGAAAUGUUUUUGAUAAAUGCCAAGAAUAAAGAAGGCAGAAGGAAAUUGUAAAGAAAAUGAGGGAAACAACUGAGUAGUUGAGAGUGAUUGUGUGGUAAACAGUGAUCAGCUGUUUGCACUCAGAGGGGCAAGAAUGACAGUUCAGUUAUUUCUAGAUGCGCGGAGGUAUACACUCUUUUCCAAGAGUCAGGAUAAAUCAGUGAGCCUUAAAGUAGUAGAUUCCGUUGUUGAAUUGAAUAGUGAAUAGCUUUGUUGGUUUUCAGGGACAUAUGGCUAUUUUAUUCUGAAUUAAUGCAUAUUACCUUAACUGUUUUCUUUUUUUAAUGCAUUUUAAAAUGAUAGAGCUCAUAUAAUUGUGAAUGUUUGAAUACAGAAGAAAAAAAAGGCCUAGAGCACUAGGGAAAGCUUUAAGAAAUCAAUUAACAGAGCAAUAUGAAAUUAUAAUUAACUAAAUGAAAACUUUUUAAGGAGAUAAAUAACUUUCCUUUGUAUCUUUAUGUCAUUUUAUUUAGAUAAUUAAUGAAAAUGGCAUCUUUGUUCCUUUGGGUCUUCCUUUUUGUUAGAGAAAAUAUUUUUACUCUGUGGCAGUUAAUUAUGCUAUAUCAACUGAAGAUAAAGCUAAAAAGAAGCCAUCGUGAAAACCAUUAAGGGAAAAAUGACAAAAUGAAUGGAAAAAUGGAAUGGCUGCCUAUACAUGAGACUGAUAAGUGAAAUGUAGUGACAUGAUACAAAGAACACAAACAUAUAUUUAUGUUUGGUUCAAAGUUAGGCUUUUCACACCACUUUCUGUCCUCCUUUGAGCUGUGGGAGUAUUCAGUUCAUAAUAGACUCACAGCGUCUCAUUACUACUUAGAACUUAGUUAACAUUGCCUUCCUGAUGUAAUACAAUGCCCGGAAUUCGAUAAUCGUUCCUGAAAAAAACAAACAAACAAAAAAAAUCACCAUUCCUUUUAAUAGCUUGAGCCUGUACCAGAAUGAUAAGUGGAAAUUAGUCCUCAAAGUAACCUCAGCUGUUUCAUUAUUGUGUGCCUCGAGCAUCUGGUUAUUCAAGGUGAGGCUUCCAUGUUCAAGUAUGAAUCCCUUGGGAUCUGCCGCAGGACUCACGGUAGUGCUGCCUGCUUCUCCCACUCUGUGGCUGACUCCCCUGAGGUAGCAUUCUGCCAGGCAAAGCUGCCUUUCCUUCCUCCUACUACUGUGACUUCAGAAGCUCCUCCCACGGUUCGUAUUGUGCACUCAGGCUUGGCCUGUAACAUUGAAGAGGAGCGCUACUCCGAAAGGGUCUACACUAUCCGGGAAGGAGAAACCCUUGAGUUGACUUGUCUAGUCACAGGACAUCCACGUCCACAGAUCAGGUGGACCAAAACAGCAGGAAGUGCCUCUGACAGAUUCCAAGACUCAAGUGUCUUCAAUGAGACUUUGAGGAUUACAAAUAUUCAGCGACACCAAGGAGGCCGGUAUUACUGUAAAGCAGAGAAUGGCUUGGGGUCUCCAGCGAUAAAGUCAAUCAGAGUGGAUGUAUACUAUUUGGAUGAUCCAGUAGUAACUGUUCAUCAAAGUAUAGGUGAAGCUAAAGAACAAUUUUACUAUGAGAGAACAGUGUUCCUCCGGUGUGUUGCCAAUUCCAAUCCUCCUGUUCGGUAUAGCUGGAGACGUGGCCAGGAGGUCUUGCUGCAAGGAUCUGAUAAAGGAGUUGAGAUUUAUGAACCAUUCUUUACCCAGGGUGAAACAAAGAUCUUAAAACUAAAGAAUCUUCGACCUCAGGACUAUGCUAAUUAUAGCUGCAUUGCUUCAGUGAGGAAUGUAUGUAAUAUUCCUGAUAAGAUGGUGUCGUUUAGACUGUCCAAUAAAACAGCAUCACCGUCAAUUAAACUCUUGGUGGAUGAUCCUAUAGUUGUAAAUCCUGGAGAGGCCAUAACAUUAGUAUGUGUUACAACAGGAGGAGAGCCUGCACCUUCUCUCACCUGGGUCAGGUCCUUUGGGACUCUGCCUGAAAAGACUGUUUUGAAUGGAGGAACUUUGACCAUACCUGCCAUCACCUCAGAUGAUGCUGGUACUUACAGCUGCAUUGCCAAUAAUAAUGUGGGAAACCCUGCAAAAAAGUCCACCAACAUCAUUGUGAGAGCAUUAAAAAAAGGACGAUUUUGGAUCACACCAGAUCCUUAUCACAAAGAUGACAACAUCCAGAUUGGCCGUGAGGUGAAAAUAUCUUGCCAAGUAGAAGCUGUUCCUUCUGAGGAGCUAACAUUUAGUUGGUUUAAAAAUGGUCGUCCAUUAAGAAGUUCUGAGCGGAUGGUCAUUACACAGACUGAUCCUGAUGUCUCUCCGGGAACAACAAACUUGGACAUCAUUGAUUUAAAAUUCACGGAUUUUGGGACGUACACAUGUGUAGCAUCUCUGAAGGGAGGAGGAAUAUCUGAUAUCAGUAUCGAUGUUAAUAUAUCCAGCAGCACAGUUCCACCCAAUCUGACUGUUCCACAGGAAAAAUCACCAUUGGUCACCAGAGAAGGAGACACAAUAGAACUGCAAUGUCAAGUAACUGGCAAACCUAAACCAAUCAUCCUUUGGUCUAGAGCGGAUAAAGAAGUUGCAAUGCCUGAUGGAUCAAUGCAAAUGGAGAGUUAUGAUGGAACACUGAGGAUUGUGAAUGUAUCUAGGGAAAUGUCAGGAAUGUACAGAUGUCAGACCAGCCAAUACAAUGGAUUUAACGUGAAACCAAGGGAAGCCUUGGUGCAGCUCAUCGUUCAGUAUCCCCCUGCAGUGGAACCAGCAUUCUUGGAAAUCCGGCAAGGACAGGAUCGAAGUGUCACUAUGAGUUGCAGAGUACUGAGAGCCUAUCCAAUACGGGUGCUGACCUAUGAGUGGCGCUUGGGCAAUAAAUUAUUACGGACGGGUCAAUUUGACUCUCAGGAAUACACAGAGUACGCUGUGAAGAGUCUUUCCAAUGAAAACUAUGGGGUUUAUAACUGUAGCAUCAUAAAUGAAGCUGGAGCUGGGAGAUGCAGCUUUCUUGUUACAGGAAAGGCCUAUGCUCCAGAAUUCUAUUAUGAUACCUACAAUCCAGUAUGGCAGAACAGACACCGUGUUUAUUCUUACAGUCUACAGUGGACACAGAUGAAUCCUGAUGCAGUGGAUCGGAUUGUUGCAUACCGGUUGGGCAUCAGGCAGGCUGGACAGCAGCGCUGGUGGGAGCAGGAGAUUAAAAUAAAUGGGAAUAUUCAAAAGGGAGAAUUAAUUACAUAUAACUUGACAGAGCUAAUUAAACCAGAAGCUUAUGAAGUCCGACUGACUCCUCUCACCAAAUUUGGUGAAGGAGAUUCAACAAUUCGUGUGAUCAAAUAUAGUGCUCCUGUAAAUCCUCAUUUGAGAGAAUUUCAUUGUGGAUUUGAAGAUGGUAAUAUUUGUUUGUUCACUCAAGAUGAUACAGAUAAUUUUGACUGGACAAAGCAAAGUACAGCAACAAGAAAUACAAAAUAUACUCCUAAUACAGGACCUAAUGCUGACCGUAGUGGCUCCAAAGAAGGUUUUUAUAUGUACAUUGAGACAUCACGACCCAGAUUGGAAGGCGAAAAGGCUCGACUUCUCAGCCCUGUUUUCAGCAUAGCUCCCAAAAACCCUUAUGGACCCACAAACACUGCAUAUUGUUUCAGCUUCUUUUAUCACAUGUAUGGACAACAUAUAGGUGUCUUAAAUGUUUAUCUACGUUUGAAAGGGCAAACAACAAUAGAGAAUCCACUGUGGUCUUCAAGUGGGAAUAAAGGACAAAGAUGGAAUGAGGCUCAUGUUAAUAUAUACCCAAUUACUUCAUUUCAGCUCAUUUUUGAAGGUAUCCGAGGUCCUGGAAUAGAAGGUGACAUUGCUAUUGAUGAUGUAUCAAUUGCAGAAGGAGAAUGUGCAAAACAAGACCUAGCAACUAAGAAUUCCGUUGAUGGUGCUGUUGGGAUUUUGGUUCAUAUAUGGCUUUUUCCCAUUAUCGUCCUCAUCUCUAUCUUAAGUCCUCGAAGGUGACCUUAUCCUGGCAGAGGCUAUAAAAGAUUCACCAGGCACUGGCAUGAAGAAAGAGUCUUUGUAAAUGGACAUUGAACAAACAAACUACCAAAGAUUCCUCCACUGACUACUGACUCAAAAAUAAAAUAAUAAAAACAAAUUUUUUUAAGCACUGGGGAUAAAAAGACAUCAUGGAAGUAUAACUUAUUCCAGACUAAACAUAAAAGAUAAUCUUGACCUGAGUAGAGAAGAGACCUUCAGGUGCUUUUGUGGCUAAAAAGAUUACAGCGUCAUCUGGUUGAACUCUGGAAAAAAAAAAAAAAAUGAAAAAAAGAAAAAAAAAAGAGCUAUAGAAAUCCUUGUCAAAGCACAAAGUCAUGGCUGGUUUUGUUUCAAAUGAAUAGUUUGCUUGUUACCAUGGAAACCUAAUGGCCUGCCAACAAAAACCUCACUGUAAACAGGGUACGUGAAGAGCUGGCAUUUAUUUUCCUUACGAGAAGGUUUUCGUAGAGAAUUAAAUAAAUGUAGGCCCUUUUACCUUUGGCUGUUACCCUUCCUUGAAAAUAACCCGAACUCAGAAUUAUUUAAAGCAUUCAUGUUUCUCCCCACCUUAUCCCCAUCCCACCUUUAUUAUUAUUAUUUUUCUCCCAUGGCUAAGCUAGAUAACUGUAUGCUGUCUCUUUUUGCAUGCACUACUAUCCAGGAUGGUAAACCUGGGCUUACAUGUUACACAGGCUUAUCGGAGUUUGCUUGCGGCCACUUGAACACCCAAACUACGUCAUCUGUUCCAAUGAAGAAACCAAACCACCAUCUUUUAUAAAUUGCCAUGGAAACCAAGUGCCUUCAAUGAAACAAGCCUGAAUAAUUUUCAACUCAGAAGCUUGCACUGCUAAGAGUGGUUUGUGUAAAACUAUUUUAUAAACAAACUACAGAGCCUAAAUGUGCAAAUUACAGGCAAGACAACAAAGCCGCUUCUGAAGAAGAAAGGACCGAAGCUGCUGCGUAAGCCCAUGCAGACAAGAUAUUUGUUGUUUAACCUCCUAGACAGCCAUGGCCUUUCGGCUUAUUGUCCAUUAGAAAAUCACUUCCAUUGAGACCAGACAUGGAGCAACACUUUUUUUCUUCCAGGUUAUUAAAUGGGUCAACCAGAGCAAAAGGUUAUUAAGAAUACUUAGUGCAGAAGGUGGUAAAACACAAAAGUGAUUUUUUUACUCUAACCUCCAUUUGAAAUGAAAUUGGCCCUAGCUUUAGAGGGAACAAGAAAAUGUUUGGGAUUGCAGUGCAUACUAACUCUACAGUGGAACUGGGCCUGAAAAAUCUGGCUUUAUUCUAAACUCUGAGGGUAAUAUGCCUCUGCCCUUUAGUCAGACUCUGUGCAAAUUGUGAAAUAUUAUUUUAUUAUUUUACCAAGAUUAUAAAAACACUUUUACAAAAAAACAAAAACCUGUAAAAAUAAUUUUGAGCUACCUGACGACAAAUCAUAUCUUUAACCAGCCAGUUUUCCAAUGCAUUGUAAAUUUCACUUAAACCUGUUGGUUAUGAAAAUUUGAAGAUCAUUUUCCUUAAAUUAUCUCAGCUUUUAACUUCAUUUAAAAAGACUUUUGUCUAAGAAGAAUAUUAUUAUUAUAUGUUCUUUCAACACCCCAGGAUUAAAAAAACUGAUUAUGCAAGCAAUUGGAAUAUAAGUAUUAAAUUAUAGCAUUUGCAAAUAUUAAUAUAAAAGCACAACAAAAUGUAGUGGAAAAUGACAAAGCUUGUUUUUUAAAACAAUUCUGUAGAAAUGUUUGUGCAAAUUCAGUAAUUCAACUUAAAAUAUAAUUUUACAGCUAUGUUCAAUAAAGCCUCUUUCCAGGUAAGGUAUGACAAGCAGUAUGUGUGUUUGUUGAGCAAUGUUCACUUAUCACUAAAAUGAAAUUAGUUAUACAAUUUAUUGGUUACCAUGGGAUAAAUCUUCAGUGCUCCACAUACCUUAAUGUCUGCAGAAAGAAAUUUUAAUAGGAACUCCCUGAUGCACUCCCCUAUAUUGUAAUACAUGCAGAAAGCAGUUAAACCUUUGAAGGUAAAAUAUGAAACAUAUAUGAACCUGGAAUUUAAUGUCUAUUUUCAGUCAGUUCAAAAGGGGACCAGUUUGAAUAUUUAGGUAGUGAUGGAAUUGAUCUGAACCAAGUCCUUUAAAUUAAACAUAAUAAACAAAUGAGUUUCAUAACUUAUUUGAAUGAAUUAGACAUCUUAAAAUUUUUUCAGAGUUUCACAGUAACCCAUAUACUUUAUCAGACCAAAGAGAUUCAAGUACACAAUAUCUGGGGCAUUUCUUUUACGUUUUACAAAA